GAGAGAGGAGGGUGUGGAUCCUGAGGGAGUGUCAAAGAUGCAGCACCCUUCCAUGCUGCUGCUACUGCUGCUGCUGCUGAUGAUCUCCCUGCCACUGACCAGAGGACUGUCAUGUGAGAAGCUCCUAGAGCCCUGUGCCAAUGGGGGCACCUGCCUGAACUUGCCCCAGGGUGAAGAAACCUGUCAGUGUGCUCCAGGCUUCUUGGGUGAGAGGUGCCAGUUUCCAGAUCCCUGCCAGAAUCCCAGGCCCUGCCAAAAUGGAGGCAGUUGUGAGAGCCUGCUCCCCAAUCACCAGGGAGCCCCCUCCUCCCACCCUCCCAGUUUCUUCUGCUCCUGUCCGCCUGGCUUUGGAGGAUCACGGUGCCAACUCAAAGACCCCUGCCUGUCCUAUCCCUGUUACCAUUAUGGCCGAUGCCACGUCUUGCCUUCUGGCCAGCCUCGAUGUCACUGUCUAUCCGGAUGGACAGGGGAGCACUGCCAGCGGUACGACUUCUGUAAAGCAAACCCUUGUGCCAAUGGAGGGAUCUGUCGGACCACAUACCCCCAUAUUCUAUGUGACUGCCCCCAAGGCUUUGAGGGCAAUAGCUGUCAACAUGAUGUCAAUGAGUGUUUCCAGGACUCGGAGCUCUGCCCCACAGGUGCCACCUGCCAUAAUAUACUGGGCUCCUACAAAUGUCUCUGUCCCCCAGGACAGGAUGGGCCCCGGUGUGAAUUCCAGGUGGGACCCUGCCCUGCUACAGGGUGCCAAAAUGGGGGCACCUGCCAACUAGCGCCUGGGUCCACCACUCUCCACCACUGCCUCUGCCUCCCAGGUUUCACAGGCCGAAAGUGUGGAGUGAAUCCAGAUGAUUGCAUUGGACACAGCUGUCAGAAUGGAGGCACCUGCCGAGAUGGACUAGAUGCCUACACCUGUCUCUGCCCUGAGACCUGGGCAGGAUGGGACUGUUCAGAGGAUGUGGACGAGUGCGGAGCCACCAGCCCCGCACGAUGUCAAAACGGCGGCACCUGUCAGAACACCCCUGGCAGCUUUCACUGUGUGUGUGUGAGUGGCUGGGGUGGCCCAAACUGUGAGGAGAACCUGGAUGACUGCGCUUCUGCCACUUGUGCCCAGGGGUCUACAUGCAUUGAUAGGGUGGGCUCCUUCACUUGCCUCUGCCCCCCAGGUCUCACAGGUCUUCUGUGCCAGCUACAGGAUAUGUGUCUGAGUCAGCCCUGCCACCCCAAAGCCCAAUGCAGUACCAAUCCCAUCUCAGGAGCCAUACUUUGUCUAUGCCAGCCUGGCUACUCUGGACCCACCUGCCACCAGGAUCUGGAUGAAUGUCAGAUGGUCCACCACAGCCUUAGUCCCUGUGAACACGGCGGCUCCUGCCUCAACACCCCAGGCUCCUUCAACUGCCUCUGCACCCCAGGCUACACUGGCUCCCGAUGCGAGACUGACCAUGAUGAGUGUCUCUCUCAGCCCUGUGACCCUGGUAGCACUUGUCUUGACCUGCUCGCUACCUUCCACUGCCUCUGUCCUCCAGGUUUUGAGGGACAGCUAUGUGAGGUGGAGAUAGAUGAGUGUAAGUCAGAACCCUGCCAACAUCAGGGCAACUGCCAUGAUCAGCUGAAUGGCUUCCUGUGUGACUGCCUUCCUGGCUUCACUGGCCCCCAUUGUGAGGAGGACAUAGACGAGUGUGCCAGCUCUCCCUGUGCCCAUGGUGGAAAGUGCCAAGACCAGCCUGGGGCCUUUCACUGCGAGUGUCCUUCAGGAUUUGAAGGUCUUCAAUGCCAGGUGGAAAUAGAUGAAUGUCUUAGCAACCCCUGCUCCUCAGGAUCUAGCUGUCUUGAUCUCCCUGGCUCCUUCUCCUGCAGUUGCCUCCCAAAUGUUACAGGACGACUCUGUGAGUUCUCCUUGUGCCCACCCUCCUUGUGCCCUCCAAAGUGGGGAUGUCAAGCAGAAAACCAGUGCCUCUGCCCUGAUGGAAACCCCAGCUGCCCCCCUGCCAAAGACAACUGCACCUGCAAACAUGGACAAUGCCAAGGAUCCACAUGUGUGUGUGAUGUGGAUUGGACAGGGGAAGACUGUGAGGAGGAGCUGGGGGGCUGUGUUUCAGAGCCUUGUGCCCAUGGGGGUACAUGCCAUCCCCAGUCCCAUGGCUACAACUGCACCUGCCCCACUGGAUACACAGGCCCCACCUGCAGUGAGGAAGUGACCAAGUGUGACUCCAGGCCAUGCCUUAAUGGUGGCUCCUGCAGCCCUACCCCUGAAGGUUACUCCUGUACCUGCCUUCCUAGCUACACUGGGUCUCACUGUCAGACCAGCAGGGACCACUGCACAUCUGUCUCAUGUCUCAAUGGGGGCACCUGUGUGGAUGGAACCAGUACCUUUAAAUGCUUUUGCCCCAUGGGAUUCAAAGGGACAUAUUGUGAAGAGAAAUCUGCCCCCAACUGUGCAGACAGACCCUGCAGGAAUGGGGGGACCUGCCAAGAAGGCUUGGAGGGACUUCACUGCCUCUGCCCCCAUGGUUACACAGGAGACAGAUGUCAGAACUCCCUGGACCUCUGUGCUCCAAAUCCCUGCCAACACAAUGCCUACUGCUUCCAGACUGGCUCCUCCUUCCAAUGUCUUUGCCCUGGGGGCUGGACAGGGUCUCUCUGUGAACUGCCUCUCUCACUCUGCCAAGUGGCUGCCCUGAACCAAGGCAUAGAGGUCUCUUCCUUGUGUCAGAAUGGAGGGCUCUGCAUGGACAAUGGUAUGUCCCAUUUCUGUCAGUGCCCACCUGGGUUCCAAGGCAGCUCAUGCCAGGACAAAGUGAAUGUGUGUGAGUUGGGGCCCUGCCAGCAUGGGGCUACAUGUAUGGCCCAUCCCAAUGGGUACUUCUGCCAGUGUGCCCCUGGCUAUCACGGACAGAACUGCUCAGAGGUGGAUGCUUGUCAGUCCCAACCCUGCCAUAAUCAUGGCACCUGUUCCUCAGUCCCUGGUGGCUUCCACUGUUCCUGCCCCCCUGGCUUUGUAGGACUGCGCUGUGAGGGUGACGUGGACGAAUGCUUGGACCAGCCUUGCUACCCUGCAGGCACUGUGGCCUGCCAGUCUCAGGCCAAUGCUUUCUUCUGCCAGUGUCUCCCAGGAUACACAGGUCAGCGCUGUGAGGAAAAGCUGGAUGCCUGCAAGAGUCAGCCCUGCUCCCAUGGUGGAACCUGUGAAGUGGUAGUGGGAAGUCAUCUUGGUUUCACCUGCCACUGCCCCGUGGGCUUUGAAGGUCCCACCUGCCUCCAUGGUGCCCCUUCCUGUGGCCCCCACCACUGCCAUCAUGGGGGCCUCUGUCUGACCUCUUCCCAGCCAGGCUCUGUCCCUCACUGUGCCUGCCUCAGAGGCUAUGGGGGCCCUGACUGCCUGCUUCCUCCAGUCCCUCAGGGUUGUGGAUCUCCUUCCCCUUGCCUACACAAUGGCAGCUGCAUAGAGUCCCAUGGAGUGAAGGGCCCUGGUGGCUCUGGUUUCCAUUGUUCCUGCCCCCCUGGGUUCCUGGGGCCCCGAUGCCAAACAUCUGAGGCAGAGGCAUGUAAAGAUCGAGGUGGAGAUGGGGCCUGUGAUCCUGACUGCAGUAGCCCUGACGGCGCCUGGGAUGGGGGAGAUUGCUCCUUGGGGAUCCCAGAUCCCUGGAGGGGCUGCCCUCUCCAUGCUCGAUGUUGGCUCCUCUUCAGAGAUGGGCAGUGUCACCCACAGUGCAACACUGAGGAAUGCCUGUUCGAUGGCUACGACUGUGAGACCCCCCAAACCUGCAUUCCAGCCUAUGACCAGUACUGCCGGGAUCACUUCCACAACGGACACUGCGAGAAAGGUUGUGACACUGCAGAGUGUGGCUGGGAUGGGGGGGACUGCAGGACAGCAGCCUCUGACCCUGAAACAGGUCCUUCCCUGGCCCUGCUGGUGGUAUUGAGCCCUCCUAACCUAGACCAGCAGCUGCCCACCCUUGCCUGGGUUCUCUCCUUGGUGCUGAGGGUGGGGCUAUGGGUGAGGAAGGACCAACAAGGGAGAGAGAUGGUAUACCCCUACCCUGGACCUCAAGCUGAGGAAGAGCUCCACAGAAGUAGGAACAACCCCCAACGAGAAAGAACAGCACCCCCCACCCUCCUCUCCAGCAAAGAGACUGACACCCUCCCUGCUGGAUUUGUGGUGGUGCUAGGUGUGGAUUCAUCCCGCUGUGGCUCUGCCCCUCCCACCCCCCGAUGCCCAUGGGACCCAGGCUUCCUGCUCCGCUUUCUAGCUGCAAUGGCCGCUGUUGGGGCCCUGGAGACCCUAUUGCCUGGGCCCCUGCUAGUUGCCCAUCCCCAGGAAGGCACAGCACCCCCAGCACCCCAGCUCCCCUGGCCUGUGUUAUUUUCCCCAGUGGCUGGGGUGAUUCUCCUGGUUCUGAGUGGGCUCCUGGUCCUCCAACUCAUCCGGAGAAGGCGCCGGGAGCAUGGGGCUCUCUGGUUGCCCCCUGGUUUCUCUAGUAGGCCUCGCCCUAGAACAAGACCUGCCCCCCGUGGACGUCGGCCCCCUCUGGGUGAAGAUAGCAUCGGACUCAAGCCAUUGAAACCAGAGACUGAGGCUGAUGAGGAUGGGGUUGUGAUUUGCUCAGGUCCUGAAGAGGGAGAAGAGAUAUACCAGGCUGAGGAAGGGGUCCCACCACCCAAAUGCCAACUCUGGCCUCUGAGUGGAAGAGGACAAGAGUGUCUCCAGGUAGCCAUGCUGACCCCUCCCCAGGAGCCUGAAAAUGAAGCCCCUGAUGUAGAUGCCUGUGGACCUGAUGGGGUAACCCCACUGAUGUCAGCUGUGUGCUGUGGGGGAUCAGAGCCUAGAAUACAAGAGGGGCUGUGCCCAGGGCCACAGGGAACAGAGCCAUGGGAACCACUCCUGGGUGGUGGGGCAAGCCCCCAAGCCCAAACUGUGGGGUCAGGGGAGACCCCACUGCACCUAGCAGCUCGAUUUUCCCGUCUACCUGCUGCCCGACGCCUCCUUGAAGCUGGUGCCAGCCCCAAUGAGCCAGACAGAAUGGGGCGUACCCCACUCCACACAGCUGUGGCUGCUGAUGCCCGAGAAGUCUGCCAGCUCCUGCUUCGGAACAGACAAACUUCAGUAGAUGCUAGAACAGAGGAUGGGACAACGCCCCUCAUGCUGGCUGCACGGCUAGCUGUAGAGGACCUGGUAGAAGAGCUGAUUGCUGCCCAAGCAGAUGUAGGAGCCAGAGAUAAAUGGGGAAAGACAGCCCUACACUGGGCCGCCGCGGUGAACAAUGCUCGGGCCGCCAGCGCCCUGCUCCAGGCCGGAGCUGACAAGGACGCUCAGGACGGCAGGGAGCAAACGCCGCUCUUCCUGACUGCCCGGGAAGGGGCGGUGGAAGUGGCCCGGUUACUACUGGAGGCGGGGGCGGCCCGGGGAUUGCGGGACCAGGCGGGGCUCGGACCCGGAGACAUCGCCCGUCAGCGCGGACACUGGGACCUGCUGACGCUCCUGGAAGGGGAAGGGCUUCCGGAGUCCCGGCCCUCUUUACGCCACAAAGCCUCCCUCGGCUCGGUGGGUGGAGACAAGACGGAGAAAGGCGCCUUCCCGCGCACUACGACCUUACCUGGAGGCGGGGCUUUUCCGCGCGGCCGGGUGACGUCAGGAGGAGGAAGCACGCACGGGGGUGGGGCUUACCCUCCCGGCCGAACAAUGUCAAUUGAUAUGGCUCCGCAUGGGGGCGCGGCCUUCCCCCGCAGCCGGAGCCUCUCCGGAGGUGGAGCCCCGCCCCUUCGCGGCCUGAGGUCCCCAGCAAGCAUGCGCGGAGCUCGACACGGCCCUAGGUUACUAUUGGAUCGAUCCCGCGGCCACAGAAGCGGAGCCACAACAGGCAGCUGGCCUUAUGAUUGGGUGGCUCUGGGAGCCUGUGGCCCCACCCCCAGGACUCCAGCCCCGCCUCCUUGCCUUACUCCCUCCCUUGAGCAAUGUUCCCCCCAAGCGGCCUGGGUACCCAAUCCCUCGGAGUGACGCCCCUAAACAGGGAUACGGUGGUGGUGGUUGGGGAGAUGGAUGCUCAAAGCAGCAGAGUCUGGGGAUCCCCCAGAUUUUAGGCAGAAGAGGCUCAAGUGCAGGGGGAUCCUUCCCCACAAUGGAACGGGCUGUGUCUGCUCCUAAAAUAAGUGUUUGCCCCCUUGAAUGAGCAAGGGAGAGGACCUCAGCUGUCCCUUCCCUGCGUUGGGAUGAAGACAGUAUCAGCCUCCAGAGAGGGCACAUACCAACACCAACACCACCACCACUGCCCCCCUAGAAAGAUCAUGGGAUUGGUGAGGAACAGAAACAGGAGAAAAGGAGACAGGCAAACCAAAACGCAGGGAUGCUGGGAGAGCACCCCCAAACUGAAGCGAGGAUUGCCCCCAAAAGAAAGGAAAACAGGAUAUGAAAUUGUUCCAAUGGGAGCCUGCCUCUGGAGGAGCCCCAGUUCAGAGCCGAUGACUCCUUGUGUUUCUUCCCUUCCCAGAUUAGAUGAGAUCACUUAAGGAUGAGGCACCCAACUCUUCCAGUCAUCUCUCCACUGUCCCUGUCGUACUGGAUUGUUAUCUCCUAAUAAAGUUGAUUUCGGAUCA
Molecule: messenger RNA, 6588 nt
Organism: Trichosurus vulpecula (common brushtail)
Lineage: Eukaryota; Metazoa; Chordata; Mammalia; Diprotodontia; Phalangeridae
Gene: NOTCH4
Product: notch receptor 4
Exons: 30
Coding region: 38-5992 (1984 amino acids)
Biological process (GO): Notch signaling pathway; heterophilic cell-cell adhesion; regulation of developmental process
Cellular component (GO): protein-containing complex; plasma membrane
Molecular function (GO): signaling receptor activity; protein binding; calcium ion binding
Source: RefSeq, a predicted model, not a curated record